UUCUUCAACAACUUCCAAGAAAGUUUUCACUCUCCACUAUAUAUACUCUUGCAGAGGGAAGAGAAAGAUAUACAAAGCACACACUACAGAAGCGGAGAGAGACAGAGAUCUAGGGGCGACUGUAAGAGAGAACACAUCAAAUACGGAAAGAAAAAUGGCUAGGCAAAUCAGCAUCGCAGCACUUUUUGUAGUUUUGGCUGCAGUUGUGUUGCAGAGCACGUAUGCUGCAACUUACACUGUAGGAAACUCCACGGGUUGGAGAGUCCCACCUAAUACUGAUUUCUAUGAUAACUGGACUGACGAUACAAACUUCGUGGUUGGGGAUAUUCUAGUGUUCGACUUUACUACCGGGCAACAUGAUGUUGCCGGGGCGACAGAAACUGCUUACGACGCCUGCACCACUACCAAUGCCAUCUUCACUGAGACUACCGGACCGGCAAGAAUUAGACUUAACACGACUGGUGAGCACUACUUCAUCUGCACCUUCUCUAAUCACUGUGCUAGCGGCCAAAAGCUCAAGGUCGAAGUCCAAAAUAGCACCACUGCUUCCACACCUGGAUCAAGCCCCACCACCCCCUCCGGCACUUCCAGUCCUCCCAGCUCAGCUUCAUCCCUUGUUGCCGCCCUCUCUCUUGUCUUGAUGUCCAUUGCUCUGGUUUUAUUAUGCUAAAUAUGUUAACCUCCAUUGCCUAUUUCUAUGUGUUAUUAUAUAUGUCAGGUCAGACUUUGUAGUGUAUUCCAGAGAGACUUCAUUCAUUUUAUUAUAUAGAUAUUGAUCUCAUGGAGUGAUAUUUUGUGCUUGAAUAAAACUUGAUUCAUUUUUAUA
Molecule: messenger RNA, 826 nt
Organism: Theobroma cacao (cacao)
Lineage: Eukaryota; Viridiplantae; Streptophyta; Magnoliopsida; Malvales; Malvaceae
Product: umecyanin-like
Cellular component (GO): plasma membrane
Molecular function (GO): electron transfer activity
Source: RefSeq, a predicted model, not a curated record